This is a messenger RNA of Nymphaea colorata (pocket water lily), 3436 nucleotides long. Its product is annotated as DNA repair protein RAD16. Lineage: Eukaryota; Viridiplantae; Streptophyta; Magnoliopsida; Nymphaeales; Nymphaeaceae. Gene Ontology annotation, molecular function: ATP-dependent chromatin remodeler activity; ATP binding. The record is from RefSeq and is a predicted model, not a curated record. The coding region runs from base 584 to 3037 and encodes 817 amino acids. The transcript has 16 exons.
CAUAAAAGGUAGAUUCUUUUAAUGUGCAAAUCAUACAAGAACUUCAACAAAAUGAACCAGCACCUUUGUCUUCUGAAACCAUACUUGGACAACCAAAAAGAAAAAAGUUACUUGAUAUUUCUUUUUUUUUUAAGUUUCAAAGAUAAAUAUCAAACUUAUAUAAGAAAUUUCCUGAAAAUUGACUUGAGAAAAUAAAGUGUAACAAUGGAGUUUCGAAGCAAAAUCACAAUAAAUGGUAAACAUUUAGAAAAAAAAAAGUUACUUUGUUUAUUCUUGAUAUUCUAAUUUCUGUGCUGAAGUAGGCCGGCAGUCGCUAGGGGUCACAGACGGUUUUUUUCAGAGGUUUUUGAGAUGGUCGGUAGUGCAGUGACAGAAGAGUAAAUGUAGCCUUCACGUAGUAAUUAGUUCCAUAAUGCAGGGCUUGUUAUGCAAGAAGAACGAAUAAGAAAUGUCGAAGGAAGUUCCCGCCGUGUUUCUUCCUCGUUCUCGCUCUCUUUCUUGUUCUCCGGAAUAGAAGGAAAGCAGGAGGCCACAACGCCCAGAAAAUCCAUUAAUUGUUUAUCGGCAGAGAUUUUACACGGCAAUGAAAGGACGCUGCAGAAAAUCGGGCAAAGGCCGGAAACAGGCAAAGCCGUCAGAAUCUGAUGACGAGGAUUAUAACCCAGAUACCGACCUUGCGAAUACCUCUAGAAGUAGAGGCGACAGUGAAGAAGACAAUGACGAGGCUCAACCGUAUAAAAGACAGAAGAUUACGAAUGAGAAGGGAGAGAAGAAGAAGAAGCGGGCUAAAAAGUCUCAGAAGGUUUUGUUGGGCUGGCAGGUAAUCGAAAGGGAAUUGGAGGAGUCUUUGGUUGGAAUUCAGGAUGUCUGUGAGUUGGAUCCUUCUCUCCGGGAUGAUGGCAUUCCUGAAAUAAUGGAAACACCCGUUCAGUUGGUUAUGCCCCUGUUGAGGUUUCAGCAAGAAUGGCUGGCUUGGGCUGUGAAGCAGGAACAAUCGGAGUUGAGGGGUGGCAUUCUUGCCGAUGAGAUGGGUAUGGGGAAAACCGUACAAGCAAUUUCACUAGUUCUUGCUUCUCGGAACAAAUCAUUGUCGUCAACCUCAGAGAUGCCCACAACCAAAUGCACUCUAGUGAUUUGCCCUGUUGUUGCUGCCAUCCAGUGGAUAAAUGAAAUUGGUAGGUUUACUGUUCCAGGAAGCACCAAAGUGUUGCUCUAUCACGGUCCCAACAGAACAAAAAAUAUCAAUGGUUUCUUGAAUUAUGACUUUGUGGUGACCACAUAUGCGAUUGUGGAAUCUGAAUACCGUAAAAAUAUGAUGCCUGCUAAGGAGAAGUGCAUAUGGUGCGGAAAGAUGUUCUAUCAUCAUCGAAUGGGUAUCCACUUAAAGUACUUUUGUGGGCCUAAUGCUCAGAAGACAAGAAAGCAAGCAAAGCAAGAAAAGAAGAGGAAACAGAACAUAAGUCAGUCCAAAGCUAAUAAAGCUAGCCAGCGCACGUUGAAGUUGGCACAAGGGAGAGCUUCUACAUCUGAAUCCAGUGAAGUUCACGUGGAUGAAGGGCCAUCAGAUAGAGGCAAUUCACACGGAGGAAAACCAUCUUUGCAUUCUAUUAAAUGGGAGCGCAUUAUCUUGGAUGAGGCACAUUAUAUCAAAGAUAGGUGCUGCAGCACUGCAAAGGCUGUUUUUGCAUUAGAAUCUUCAUACAGAUGGGCUCUGAGUGGAACUCCUCUUCAAAAUCGUGUUGGGGAGCUUUAUUCUCUGGUACGAUAUCUUCAGGUAUACCCGUAUUCAUAUUACUUUUGUAAGGACUGUGACUGCAAAAUACUUGAUUACAGAUUUGAAACUGCCGGUGACAAUUGCCCAACAUGCAACCACACAGGUCGAAAACAUUUUUGUUGGUGGAACAAAUAUGUGUCAAGACCUAUACAACGCUGGGGAUACAAGAAGGAUGGUAAGAAAGCUAUGGUCUUAUUAAAGCACAAAGUUCUAAAAAACUUGGUGCUUAGACGAACCAAGAAAGGGAGGUCUGCUGAUCUUGUUCUGCCACCAAGGACGGUUGUUUUGAGGCGGGAUUAUAUGGAUAACGUGGAGGAGGAUUUCUAUGAAGCUUUGUAUACCCAAAGCCAGUCACAGUUCAGCAGAUAUGUUGCAAAAGGAACUGUUAUGAACAAUUAUGCUCAUAUCUUUGACCUACUUGUACGAUUGCGACAGGCAGUUAAUCAUCCUUAUCUGGUGGUCUGUUCAUCAACAAGUGAUCAAUAUGAAAAAGGUGAUUCACAAGUUUUUUGUGGCUUAUGCGGGCUUGCAUCAGAUGACGUUGUGGUUACUUCUUGUCAGCAUGUAUUUUGCCGAGAAUGCUUGCUGAACUUUUCCAAAGAGCAGGAUCAGUGUAUCUGUCCACAUGCAAGUUGUACAAAGCUUCUCACUCUUGACUUUAACAAAGGCAGACAGGAUGUUAGCAAGUCCUGCAAGCGUUUGAGCAUAUUGAGUCGUAUUUGCCUUGAUGAGUUUAAAACAAGUACAAAAAUUGAUGCAUUGAAAGAAGAAAUCAGGUUCAUGGUUGAGAAGGAUAGUGCUGCAAAAGCGAUUGUCUUCAGCCAGUUCACUUCGUUCUUGGAAUUGAUACAGUUUUCACUCCACAAGUCUGGUGUGAAAUGUGUGCUUCUAGUUGGAUCAAUGUCCAUCAACGCUAGAGAUGAUGCAAUCAGGACGUUUACCGAUGACCCAGAAUGCAGGGUGUUUCUUAUGAGCUUGAAAGCUGGGGGAGUAGCUCUAAAUCUCACAGUGGCUUCUAAUGUCUUCUUAAUGGACCCUUGGUGGAACCCAGCUGUUGAGCAGCAGGCACAGGAUCGAAUACAUCGAAUUGGGCAAUACAAGCCAAUUAGAGUGGUAAGAUUUGUAAUUGCGAAUACAAUUGAGGAGAGGAUUCUGAAGUUACAAGAGAAGAAGAAAUUAGUGUUCGAAGGGACCGUUGGUGGUUCGUCAGAGGUACUGGCAAGACUAACAGUGGGGGACCUUUACUUCCUCUUCCAAGUCUGACUGAAUAUGUUAUCACUAGAUCAAGAGUUGGCUGAUUAUCAUGCGUGCAGCACUGACUGACGUCAUGUGGAUGUGCAUAUACCUGUGGCAGGCACAGAAAGGGACCUACUGUCAUUUAACUGACAAAUGGUCGAAUUCCAUAUCUAAUUUUCUGGAAGUAGGUGACGGAACAAUGAUGUAACUAAUGCCUUGAAUUUUCACCGGAUUCUGAUAAUUGCAUUUUUUGUUUCAAGAUGAUAACUAUGUAAACGGUGUUUGUAACUGCUGCUUACGUGUGUAGCGUUGGUUUCUUUCAAGCAACUUGAGAUUAUUGCUGCAACAAAAUCUUGCAUGUGAAGGAUGAGAAAGCCACUCAUCAUGUUGUAACUUUCAAGUUAAGUAGCUACGAAGUUUUGUACA